ACUGCCCGUCUGCUCGUCGUUUAAUAAUAUGGGCUUUUUUUCUGCCUUUGUUUGUUACAUUUGUUUUUUCUGUUGAAUUCGUGGAAAAGCUCAAGAAUUUAUGCAUUAAGUUUGCAUAUGCGUUUAUUCCUGCAUAUCUCCGGUUUGACUCAAAGAGAGUGAUCUUUGGUUGUCGUUCGUGAAAAAUCCUUAUCAGAGACUUACCAUGAACAUAAGUGCUUCGAAGUACUUCACUUUAGAGUAGCUCACCACUGUCUUUGUUACUUUGUACUUGGUAAAAGGCAGUUGGAGUUCCGAUAUGUAUACGUAUCAUUUGGCCUUUGGCUAAAAACAGUUUCGAGACGAUGCUUUGGAUUGUGAUAACUUGAAGGAUAUGCUUUUGGCGCCUCGGCUGAUGUGGCAAGCAGGCGGGAAGCUGUGCUUUGGGACAUCACGGCACAAUGGAAUCCCUGGAGAAAAUGCACUUUCACGACUGGAUGCGGAAAAUCGGUUCGGCAUUAUUGUAUGCUGUCUGCUCUCUCCUGCUUAUGACGAUCAAUAAGAGCGUCUUGACGUCGUAUGGGUUUCCAUCGUAUGAAGUGCUUGGAUUUGCGCAGAUGGUUACCACGGUGGUGGUUUUAAGCACUACAAAAGCUUUUAUACCAGCGCUUUUUCCCAACCCGAGCCCACAUGUUUUUCGAAAGGUUGCUCCACUGUCGUUAAUUUUUGCCGGUAAUUUGUUUUUUGGACUUGGCGGCACAAAAAUGAUCAGCCUGCCAAUGUUCACAGUGCUGCGAAGGUUUUCCAUCCUGUUCACGAUGUUUGCCGAAUACUGGUUUCUGCGCGUUAUUCCAUCGCGGUCAGUCCAGAUUGCCGUGUACGGUAUGAUUCUGGGAAGCGUUGUGGCGGCUGCGCAUGACUUGUCGUUCACUUAUACGGGAUAUUUCUUCGUCCUCAUGAACGAUGUUUUCACGGCUGCUAAUGCCAUAUGCAUUAAGAAAAUUCUCAAUUCAAAGGAACUAGGGGAAUAUGGAUUGAUGUUAUACAGUUCCGCGCUCAUGUUGAUCCCGUCGCUAGUGUAUACUUCUGGGACAGGCCAGCUGUCUAAGGCAAUGGAAUUUGCGAAAUGGACAGACUGGGGAUUUUUUCUGCGUUUUGGCAUAUCCUGCAUUAUGGGAUUCGUGAUCAAUUAUUCAGUCGUAUUGUGUACCCAUUAUAAUUCGGCUCUGACAACGACAGUAAUUGGCGCUUUAAAGAACAUUUUGACAGUAUACUUUGGGAUGUAUGUUGGAGGAGAUUACAUUUUUGAUGUUUGGAAUUUUCUGGGAUUGAAUAUCAGCGUGGUUGCCAGCCUGCUAUAUUCCUACGUGGUAUUUUUCGAGUCUGAAAGGAAGCAGACAAAAGCAGUUCGUGUGUGCACUGGAAUAUCGGCGGUAUAAAGGAACGUGCGACAGGCUUUCCUGAAUUCCUUAUCAUAUGUGUCCUUACAUUUUGCUGUGAUAUGGAUAUCUUCCAUAUUCUUUAUAAGAAGUUUUUAUAACAGUAUUACUCCGUACAGUAUGCUCGUUUUGCGCGGUUUUAUUGCACUUUGUUUGAGCUGUUUUUGCACAUUGUUUAAAUUUUAAGUUCAGAAAUCUCAUGUGUACCUAAACUGUUAAUGCUGCGAAUGAAUCACUUUAAGCAAAAUAUUUGACGCAGUUCUUUACGUUCCCCAAUUCUGUUGAAAAUUACGUAUUAAAAACAACAGGCAAAUG
Paramacrobiotus metropolitanus is the source of this 1733-nucleotide messenger RNA. Its product is annotated as UDP-sugar transporter UST74c-like. The transcript is spliced from 12 exons. Gene Ontology annotation, molecular function: antiporter activity; GDP-fucose transmembrane transporter activity. Lineage: Eukaryota; Metazoa; Tardigrada; Eutardigrada; Parachela; Macrobiotidae. Gene Ontology annotation, cellular component: Golgi apparatus. The record is from RefSeq and is a predicted model, not a curated record. Bases 441 to 1418 code for a protein of 325 amino acids.